Panicum virgatum (switchgrass) is the source of this 1443-nucleotide messenger RNA. RefSeq lists its product as uncharacterized. The record is from RefSeq and is a predicted model, not a curated record. Lineage: Eukaryota; Viridiplantae; Streptophyta; Magnoliopsida; Poales; Poaceae. The transcript has 2 exons. The coding region runs from base 1 to 1443 and encodes 480 amino acids.
AUGGUGGAGGUUAUAAUGCCCGAAGCAGAUGCACGCAGUGCUGGUGGGAGUGGUAACGCUGCCGACCGUCCUUCAGAGGUUGCCUCCACUGGUGUUGUUGGUUCUUCUUCCUCAACUGCUGCAGAUUCUGCAGCAUAUGCUGAGAAGGCUAUAGCAAAACUGCCGCCGCACCUUGCUGCCGAAGCCGUCGAUCCGAAGAGGAAGGCAAAAUCCAAAGACCCGGGAUGGAAAUUUGGGUGGUGGCCUGAUCCAACAAAGAAGGACUUUGUGAAGUGCAUAUUUUGCCAGAAAACUAUUCCUGCAGGAAUCAAAAGGUUUAAGCAGCACCUUUCUGGUGGGAGUGCUGAUUGCAUCAAAUGUGAACAUGUGCCCGAAUUAGUUUUGAGAGAGAUGGAUGCUUACUUGAAGAAGAAUGCACGGACUGUGGUUGUGUCAAUGCCAUCGGAUGAAGAAGGUGAUGAAGAAUCUGAUGGAGAAGGUGAACUUGAACCUGAACCACAAGUUGCAAAACCAAGUUGUGGGACAAAGGUGAAGCAAGCAAAGAAGAGAAUUGUUCAAUCGGGCAUAACAUCAUUUGUUGUUGCUGCACCAACAAAGCCACAAACUCAAAAGCACUCAAGGGGUGUGGACAGGACAGCAACAUUGAGGAAGAAGCAUGAGGAGGCUUGGAAGGAAUAUGGGUGCUCACUUAUGUCCGAUGGGUGGACUGACACAAGGCAACGUCAUUUGAUCAAUUUUCUUGCCAACAGUCCAGCAGACACCUUCUUUCUUGGUUCUGUUGACGCUUCAAGUCAAGUUGCAAAUGCAACAAUGUUGGCAGAUUUGUUGCAGAAGGAAAUUGAAAAGGUUGGGAAGGAACAUGUAGUGCAAAUAAUCACAGACAAUGGAACUAACUUCAAGGCAGCUGGGAGGAUUCUUAUGGAAAGGAUUCCACAUUUGUUUUGGACACCUUGUGCUGCCCACUGCUUGGAUCUGUUGCUGGAGGACAUUGGUAAGAUCAAUGAGUUCAAAACUUGCAUCAAUAAUGCAAGGAAGGUGUCCAGAUUCAUCUACAAGCAUGGGAGACUUAUUGACCAAAUGAGAGAGAAGAUAGGUGGAGAUCUUGUGAGGCCAGCUGUGACUCGCUUUGCUACCUCUUUUCUCACUUUGGCAAGUAUGCAUAGGAACAGGAAUGGUUUGAGAAAUUUAUUUGUUAGUGAUGAAUGGCAUAAUACUAAGUUCUCCAAUACUACAGAAGGAAAACAAGUGGAGCAUAUUGUUCUUUCAAUGCCAUUUUGGAAAAAUAUUGAAGAUUGCCUAAGAGCUUCACAACCACUUCUCGUUGCUCUAAGGAUAGCAGAUGGAGAUGAGACACCAGUGGCUCCUGAGAUCAUGGCUGCCAUGGAUGUGGCAAAAAAACACCAUAAAGGAAUCUUUGAAGCACAAUCCAAGAUUACUUGCUGA